Messenger RNA from Megachile rotundata (alfalfa leafcutting bee), 1840 nucleotides. RefSeq names its product Autophagy-related 16 (gene Atg16). Gene Ontology annotation, cellular component: phagophore assembly site membrane; autophagosome membrane; Atg12-Atg5-Atg16 complex. The record is from RefSeq and is a predicted model, not a curated record. Gene Ontology annotation, molecular function: protein-membrane adaptor activity; protein binding. Gene Ontology annotation, biological process: autophagosome assembly. NCBI's taxonomy places the organism in Eukaryota, Metazoa, Arthropoda, Insecta, Hymenoptera, Megachilidae.
UGGAUUUAACAUAUGAUUCUAUUAAUUUAUCUGCGAUAUUUACAUACGUCGUAUUAACAAACAGAGGCUAGCGAAAAAUAAUUUAUCUGCUGUUAUCGACCUAAUUGAAAUUGCAUUUAAAAUAAGAGUAUCGCAAACUCGCAAACAGAGCGUAUCGAUAUUUCGAAUACCCGGCAAUUUCAGGUUAGCAGUGUAGUGUUUGGUACGAUUAGGUUAGAGUAGCUAUUUUCAUAAUUAAAAAUAUUCACGGUAAAUCUGAAUGUCAUGUGAUUAGUGUGAGGUUUUUGGAUUUUUAUAGUGAUUAACAUUCGAACACGUGUUCGUUGAAUCGAGUCAGAUUUUUCGCGGAGAAACGGUGCAUGUUGAGAAGCUAACAGUGUCAAAAUAUUCUACCAACUGUUCUGUCAGAUGUUUUUUAUACGACUUUGAUACGAAAAGACAAAACAACGUUCAAUUUAGAUUACAAUCCUCAAGAUAUUUCAUACGUUGAAAAUGGCUGCAAGUGAACCAGGUGUAUCAAUUCCUAGAGAUAAUAACAAUUGGAGACAGAAUUUAAUUUUACAGCUACAAGAAAGAAAUAGAAAACAAACAUACAGUUUUGCAGACCUUAUCAGUUUACAUAAUAGACUGUUUGAAAAUGCAAACACAUUACGAGGAGAAAAUAUCCAGUUAACUAUAGCAAAUGAAACUCUCCGUCGAGAAGCAACAAGCAAAACUCCUGGUGUAGGUGUAAAUGCAGAUCUUGAAGCUCGUCUUUUAAAGCAGGCAGAAGAGCUUGCUACGUUACAUAAACGAAAAGGAGAAAAUGCGCAACAAAUAGUAGAUCUUAAUAAUAAAUUGCAAGAAAUGAUGAAAGAGCUUCAAGCGAAGGAAGCCAGCCUUGCCGAAAGCAUGGAGCUUAAUGCCAAUUUACGUCUAGAUAUAACUAAAUGCCUUAGUAGAGAACGUGAGCUGGAAAGUAUCAAUCAGAUGUUGAAAGAUGAACAUCAAGCGCUACAACUUGCUUUUGCAUCUUUAGAAGAAAAGCUUAGAAAAGUACAGGAAGAAAAUCGUCAGUUAGUGGAACGCUUAAUCAAGUACAAAACUCGAGACGCGGAAAAAGUAAACGAAGAAAACGACAACUUUUUGAAUGAGAGUUUUUCCAGUCCGACAGCCUUUUUGAUGCAUACCAUAUCAAAGUUCGGAAAGAGGCAGGCAAAGGUGCAGAAGGAACUGGAGGACGCUGCCAGGGACACUCGACCCGUUAGUCCUGACAGGGGCAGUCUAAAAGAAGGAAUCGCUGGUCUUCCUACUGCGGUACCGACCAAAGUGUCGGUAACAUUUAAUGCGCACGACGGAGAAGUUUAUGCUGUAAAAUGGUCUCCUGUCGAGAGGAUCCUUGCAACUGGUGGAGCAGACAGGAAAGUGAAGCUUUGGAAUAUUACGAAAGGUUCUUCGGAAAGCAAAGGUAUUCUUGUUGGCAGCAACGCAGGAGUAAUGUCAGUGGACUUCGACUCAACGGGGACACUAAUUCUUGGAGCGUCCAACGAUUAUGCUACCCGGGUGUGGACGGUGAAUGAUCUUCGACUAAAGAUGCCCUGUACAUACUCGUACGUCAUCAAAGGAACGCACCUGUUUGGAAACCGAACUGGUGCUUUGGUUAUGCUAUAGACGAAUAUAUACGUGCACGUACAUGUCUUGUCAGUGGUAGAUAGAUUGAUGCAUGCAUAAUCGAUGCAAGCGUACGUGUUGAGAAAGCGUUAUUGUUGAGAACAUCAAUUAUUGGUCAGAAGUCUUGAGAUGUUACUAAUAUUUCGUUGAAUUUUACGGUGAAUAUUCCAUGAACGAUGAAAUUGUAAUG